Gigantopelta aegis is the source of this 2026-nucleotide messenger RNA. RefSeq names its product fucolectin-1-like. The record is from RefSeq and is a predicted model, not a curated record. NCBI's taxonomy places the organism in Eukaryota, Metazoa, Mollusca, Gastropoda, Neomphalida, Peltospiridae. Bases 66 to 824 code for a protein of 252 amino acids. The transcript is spliced from 4 exons.
AACAUUUCAAUGUUCUAUGUGGUCUGUUCGAGAGACGGGGAAGGAGAAAGGAGAUUCGUGUUACGAUGUUGAAAAACGUUGGUGUUUGCAUGAUGACAUUGUGUGUAGUACGACUUAAUGGAAGGUCUUCAAAUCUUGCUUUUCAAAAACCUGUCACCAUGAGUUCGAUGAGAAUAUCUAUAGCCAGCCCAAUCUUUGCCGUUGACGGCAACAACGGCACCGACUGGUACUCUGACUACUGUGCAACAUCGGAUCAUUACGACAUGGAACCCUGGUGGAUGGUGGAUCUGCAUGGGUACUUCCACAUCCAUGACGUCCUCAUCACGAACAGGGGAGACGACUACUGGCAGCGUCUACACAGCUUUACCAUUGACGUGUUUAAGGAGAACCCAAUAGGCUGUGCACGCGCCACACCAGUCCAGUGUUACAACCGCACCGACCCACUGGAGCGUGGUGAGACUGUACAAUUUAAAUGUCGCUCGCCCGUGAAUGGUCGAUUCGUCCGUAUUAAGAAGUGGAACAUGACGGACGUGUUGGACACACUGAUACUCUGUGAAGUUCAAGUCUUUACCACAAAGGAAACAGGCUGUACUCCCCUUCGACCGUUCUAUCGAACACAAGGGACGCGAUUCGACUCGGCAAAUGUCGUCAUAUCCGAUGUUUCUGACGUCAUGAAUUGCGCGAGCAGAUGUGGCCACCGCGAUUGUUUGGCGUUCAACUACAACCAGAACCGUCAACAGUGUCAGCUCAUUUCAGCUCCGACGUUUAAUGAUUCAACAACGAUGACGUCAUCGUGGGAUUACUAUGGAGUGGAUCUGUGUUGAUAUGUUUACCAUUAGCACUAUAGAUUACACUUUGUAACUUAUUUUGUUUAUAUUUUCUCCAUACUACACUCAGUGCAGUUUAUGAGAAUAACAUUCUUGUCUUGUCUUGUCUUGUUUAACAGCCGAAGUCUUUCUUUUGUCUUUCCUUUUUAAACUGUCCGUAGUCUGCAGGCAUUGUAGGAUGUUUCGAACCAACAGAAUACUUUUAAAGAUUAAACUUACAUAUUAAAUACAUGCUAUUGUUUAGAAUAUCAGUGUCGGUAUAUCUAUAGUCCGUCCAAUAUGGAACGUCUUUUUUCAUACUAUGAUAUUUACUACAAGUUAUUUAUUGAUUAGCCGAUUGAUUUGUAAAUUGCCCACUUUUUUUUUCUUUUUUUGUUUUGUUAUUUCCCAAACACGUUUACUUUUCUUGUUACGUCAAACAAAACUGCAAUUAAUAGCAAAACACAUGUUUAUAGAAUGAUGGGACGGAGUAAUAAUCUCUUUAUCAUAUAAGUUCAAGCUUAAUGCAUCGUGUGUUUGGGUUUUUGUGUUUUUUUUUUUUUUUUUUUUUUUUUUUUUUGUAAACUGUACACACAACUUUAAUUCCAGUUCGCCAUUACUAAAUAUUCCAAUGACGUACGAAUGUGACAUGGUGUCUUUUUUAAUGGAAAUGACGUCAAACUCGAAUGACGUCAUUUUGGAUGCCGUUACAUCAAAAUAAACUAUGUGCUUAACGUGUUUUGUCUUCUGGACGCUGGACAGCUUUUAGUGUAAAAUUGCUAUUGAAAUGUUUGUGUGUGAUGACUAUUAAUGUAUACGUCAGUUAUGGAGUGUCACCCUAGUACGUUUGCUUAAAUGUUAAUAAACCUAGUGUCGUGACGUCGAUUAAUUUACAUUUGCAAAGUUAUCAAAUUCUUGAAGUAUAUGAUCUCAAACAUAUCACACACUUUGAUUGCAUACAGACACACAUACAUACAUACAUGCAUACAUACAUACAUACAUACAUACAUGGAAGCUUCGAUAAAUCAGAGCGUAUCGUGGUUAGUCUUGCAAUUUGCGGGCGAAUCGGUGCCACAGGUUCGAGCCUCAGCAACGGCAUGGGACAAUUUGUGCGGCCAGAAAGGAUGUAAGUACCCCCUGUGCCAGUGCGUUAAUAUCUAUGUAUGUACUAGUCAACCUCGACAUACAAUAUAUAGAUAUUCAUACAUCAAUACAUACAU